AUGCCUUCGAUACCUCAAUACUAUCAGAUAUUCUUCCUGUGGAUAGAGCCUAUCACAACUCUACUGGGAGCUGUGGCAGCCGCGUUCUUUGGUCAUGAUUACCUCGUCAUGACCCAUGCGCAAACCACUCCCUCUAAGAUACUCGGCCUGCCAAUUGCCACAGACGUCGCUUUACGGCAACUGGGAAAUCUCUAUCUGGCCUUCGCCAUCAACGAGUUCUUUGUAUUGCGGUCCACCAACGACCUCAAAGUUUGGCGCGCCGUGCUUCUCACUUUGCUUGUCGCCGACUUUGGUCACCUGCUUGCCUGCUUCCCAGCUGGUGGAUUCAGCCAGUACUAUGAUGUCACCAAAUGGAAUGCCAUGAGCUACGGCAAUUUACUGUUCGUCUACAUCGGUGCCACCUUGCGAUCGUGUUUUCUUGCUGGCGUUGGAUUGGGGUCGAGGAAAGGUCGACGCGGCGCUCCACGCAAAUCCAUCAAACACACCGUCGAAGAUGAAUUCGCCGAAGUUGCGACCCCAUCCCCCAAGGAGCUCAGCAGAACACCCGCGCAAAGCACUCGUAGAAGGAAGAACCGCAGCGUAUCUGGUGCGUGA
Molecule: messenger RNA, 594 nt
Organism: Cyphellophora europaea CBS 101466
Lineage: Eukaryota; Fungi; Ascomycota; Eurotiomycetes; Chaetothyriales; Cyphellophoraceae
Exons: 1
Coding region: 1-594 (197 amino acids)
Source: RefSeq, a predicted model, not a curated record